Brachypodium distachyon (stiff brome) is the source of this 1934-nucleotide messenger RNA. RefSeq lists its product as uncharacterized. The record is from RefSeq and is a predicted model, not a curated record. The transcript is spliced from 7 exons. NCBI's taxonomy places the organism in Eukaryota, Viridiplantae, Streptophyta, Magnoliopsida, Poales, Poaceae. The coding region runs from base 356 to 1603 and encodes 415 amino acids.
GAGUGCUCCUCUAGCCCUCUCUCUUGCCACCAACUAGUACAGCCGGGUCUCCCUACACUGCCCACUACUACCACUAGGCGCUAGCGGCCGCUCCCCAUCCCUCCCAACCCGAGACGGCGAGGCGCCCAAGAAGCGGCGAGAGAGCGUGCCACUGCUGAUCCCAUCCCAUCCCCACCCCCCGCAUUGUUUCGAAAUUCGCAGGCAGGCCCUCGGAGCCGGCCUUGCGGCGGCGGCGGUCCCCGGCGGCGUGGGUCGUCUUUGGUAGAGAGAGAAGGGAUUUUCUGUCUUCAGAGUUUUAGCCGGAGCCGGGAGCGAGAGGGGGCAGGGGAGGCGGCGGAGGAGCGGAGCGCCGCCCAUGGCCACCGCGCGUGUGCGUGUCGUCGCGCGCCUGAUGGUGGCGGCGGCCGCGGCGGCAGUGAUGUGCCUCUCGUGCGCCGCCGCGGCGAGGUCGCCCGAAGCCAGGAUGCACCGGCACCUCAAGCGCCUCAACAAGCCCGCGGUCAAGAGCAUCGAGAGCCCUGAUGGGGACAUCAUAGACUGCGUGCACAUCUCACACCAGCCGGCUUUCGACCACCCUUUCCUCAAGAACCACACUAUCCAGAUGAGGCCGAACUACCACCCGGAAGGCCUGUUCGACGAAUCCAAGGCCAAUGUGGCCUCCUCCGGCGACGGCGAGAGGCCUAUGGUUCAGCUGUGGCACCAGAAGGGCAGGUGCCCGGAAGGCACCGUGCCGGUCCGGAGGACCAAGAAGGACGACCUGCUCCGGGCGAGCUCGAUCCGGCGGUACGGCAGGAAGCGGCACACGGUGGCGAACCCCAUGUCUGUCGAUCUUUCCAUGCUCAACGAGGGUGGCCAUCAACACGCGAUAUCGUACGUGCAAGGCGAGAAGUACUAUGGCGCCAAGGCGACGAUCAACGUGUGGGAGCCCAAGAUAGAGCAGCCCAACGAGUUCAGUCUGUCCCAGCUGUGGAUCUUGGGUGGCACAUUCGGCGAAGACCUCAACAGCAUCGAGGCUGGCUGGCAGGUUAGUCCGGACCUCUACGGGGACAACCACACAAGGCUGUUCACCUACUGGACAAGCGACGCGUACCAGGCAACAGGGUGCUACAACAUACUAUGUGCAGGGUUCGUUCAGAUCAACAGUGAGGUCGCCAUGGGAGCCAGCAUCUUCCCCAUCUCAGGCUACUCCGGAUCCCAAUAUGACAUCAGCAUACUCAUCUGGAAGGACCCGAAAGAGGGGCACUGGUGGAUGCAGUUUGGCAAGGAGUACGUCCUCGGCUACUGGCCGUCCUUCCUCUUCUCCUACCUCGCGGACAGUGCGUCGAUGAUCGAGUGGGGCGGGGAGGUGGUGAACUCGCAGCCCGGCGGCGUGCACACGUCGACACAGAUGGGUAGCGGGCACUUCCCAGAGGAAGGGUUCAGCAAGUCGAGCUACUUCAAAAACAUACAAGUGGUGGACAACACCAACAACCUCAAGGCCCCCAAGGGGGUGGGCACAUUCACCGAGCAGUCGAACUGCUACGACGUGCAGAACGGCAACAAUGGCGACUGGGGAUCAUACUUCUACUAUGGAGGCCCCGGCAGGAGCGCAAGCUGCCAGUGACCAGAAGACACCCUGACUGAGUGAUCCAUUCAAGUGUAAUACACCAUCUGCACAAGUUUUUCUUAGCCCUAGAUUAGCGUGUGUCAUGUGAAUGGGGUCCCAGUGUUGCUUUCCUAGUUUUUCUCUCGAGCUUUUUUUCCCCUCCCUCUUUCUGUGCCAGUCUUCUGAAGAGAAGCAUGGGCAUGUUGUUGGUGCGCCUGUGGCUGUGGCCUACCACCCUCUUCCUCCUUUCACCUAUAUGGUUGAUUCACUUGGCUCUUGUUUCUGGUCAUGGAGUAUGCUCUCUCUUGGGCUUAACCAAAGGGGGCCUUAGUGCCUUGCUUUUAUUAUU